Phaedon cochleariae (mustard beetle) is the source of this 723-nucleotide messenger RNA. Lineage: Eukaryota; Metazoa; Arthropoda; Insecta; Coleoptera; Chrysomelidae. The record is from the annotation of a GenBank genome assembly.
ACUAGUCUUAACACUCUUAUACCACCCUAGAAAUUAACCAAACCUUACCAAAUGGCUAAAAAAAUGGGAGGUAGCCAGAGCAAAUUCAAACCAGAAGCACAAGACGCCUGGCUUAGAGUAAAAAUAUCAGGCAAGCAACCAAAAUACCUGCAAACAGUAAUGCAAGCCAUAGCAGAUUUGAAAGAUUACAAUGGCUCCUCUGAGAGUAGAGUCAUCGAAUACAUCCGAGAAAUCAUCGACAAUAAAAACCCGGGCUCCAAACCAAGAAAUGUGACCGCACAGAUAAAAAAGGCCUUGAAACAUGCUGUCACAAAAGGCUUAGUUAGGCAGCGUGCGGGCAAAUUUCAACUAGCCUUGAACAAGAAGGACUUUGCGAUCUUCAAAAGCUUCAAAGUGGAAGACCCUCUAACUGACUGCGGCAGGUGCAAGAAACAGAAGAAACGAGGCAAGGGACGAAGCAGAGGUAGAGGCAAAGGAAGAAGAUCUCCCAAGAAACAUAGAUCGGGACCUCCACAUAUGAAAGCUCAAGUCGACAAGAGGAAAAAUAACCUUGAACUUAAAGAUCACGAAGAGGUGCCUUCCAACUGUAGCGGUAGUGUUGGUAGUGAAGAACAUGCGUCCAGUGUGGAUAGUUUCAGAGGGGUAGAAGAUGAUUUUAGCAGCACCUAUCUGAAUUAAUGUUAUGGUAGUGUCUUGUGGUUGAGUAAAUUGAAUGAGUCCUUU